Molecule: messenger RNA, 1344 nt
Organism: Penicillium expansum
Lineage: Eukaryota; Fungi; Ascomycota; Eurotiomycetes; Eurotiales; Aspergillaceae
Exons: 1
Coding region: 1-1344 (447 amino acids)
Source: RefSeq, a predicted model, not a curated record
AUGCCAUUGAAGCAGGUCGGAUUUGGCCAGUACGAACGUCCCUUCGACACGCUCGAGCUCUUCUAUCACCGCAUUGCAGCAACCGGCUUGCGUUUCCAGAAGGAACACUACCACAUAUCCAGUGUCAUUCAGCUUAAAAAUGUGCCUUCUUUGACACAGUUACACCAGGCGUGGAAGGAACUACGACAUCAACACCCGCAGAUCUCAGCUAUCUGUGAUGAGACAAGUUCUCGGUUGAUCUAUACAGUUCCUUCCCCGGAGACCCUUGAAGAGUGGCUAAAGAAGACAUUUAUUGUGCACUUCAGUGAGACUCGUCCCGCCGAGAGCCUUGAUACAGUUCUUCCUCCAUCCUCCCUAUUCAUGCUCCAUUAUCUACCACAGUCAAGGGAAUUGUUUUUCCGUACACCGCAUUGGCGUACCGAUGGAAUAGGCAUGGUCCUGCUACAGCACGACUUUUUGACCCUACUAGCUAGAGGCCCUCAAUCUGCCCUGGAAUUUGAUGGCUCUGAAGUGUCACGCAUACCUCCAAGCUUGGAUGAAGCUGUUGGUAUAUCACUUGACAUUACGGAUGAAAUGAAACUGGGUACCGAAGCUGAGUUGUCCGUUAUUACUAGUGGGGCAGCGCCCGCCUCUAUCACCCAUACUCUGCAGAAUAAAACACCCGGGAACUCGCGCCGUUUAAGUACUCGUAUUUCCAAAGACCUCAGUCGGAAACUCAUCGCGGCGAGUAAGCUCCGCGGUCUGAGGGUGACAGCAGCUGUCCAAUCGGCCCUUAUUCUUGCUGUACGGCCGCAUAUGGUUCCCGUGGAUGGGCGCCUAGUCUGCUUUAACGCAUAUAACAUUCGUGAUCGAGUUCCAGCGCCCUGGAGUGGCCCUCAGGGAGCGACUGGUUUAUAUCAUACAGGCCGGCCCUGUAGCAUUGACUUGGGUGUCAACAAAGAUUACGAUGCUAUUGCUACAAUUUUGACUUCCCACUACCAGCGCAGUUUACAACCAAUUUUCGAAAUAAUGCCAUGCUACGUACAGACUACCACCUCACUGCUAGCAGCACCGCUAGAACUAUCGAUCCAAGCACCGGGUGCCGCGCAUCCCGAGCUCAGCUCACUUGGUGUUAUCGAUGACCGUCUGCCAACAGUUCACACAGGCCCCGCAGCCACGGUAGAGAUUGAAGACUGGUGGCUGGGUGUUCAAAUUAUCAACCGAGUUUUGCAAACGUAUCUAUGGACGCGUGAGGGUGAGAUACAUCUCACUUGCCAUUUCAAUGACGCCUUUUAUGAGCAAGGAUUUGUCGAGGGUCUUCUAGAGGAGUGGAAAUCUAAGUUGGUGGGGGAGCUGAUAACCUAG